GUUGGAAAAAAGCGAACUCGGUUUUUCAGCAGUUCUGUUGCAAAAAAUCGUUUCAGUGGAGAUUUUCUUAAAAUUAAAGCGUUUUAUAAGUUUAAAUCCGCCUUCCAAUGCCUCCGGUACGAAAGGCAACAACCACGGAUGAGGAGGACGAUGAGUAUCGAAAGAAGCGGGACCGAAAUAAUCAGGCGGUCAAAAGAAGUCGAGUCAAGUCGAAGCAAAAGACGGAAGAGACGGUGAAGCGCGUCGACGAGCUGCGGGUCAAGAACCAAAUAUUGGAAGACAAAAUCGAAACCCAAACCAAGGAACUGAAGUUCCUGAAGGAACUGUUCCUGACCCAGGCCCAGGCCAAAUCGGACAAACUGGUCGGGGUAAAUCUGGCGGAGCUGCUGAAAAGCUCCGACGAGGAAGGUGAUGAUGGCGAGGAUUCGAUCAGACCGGGGACCAGUGGCCGGAAGAAGAAAGCUGGCGGUGAUGAUUCUGGAGGAAGGCGGAAAGCAGCUGGAUCAUCUUCCAGCAGUCGGUCCCGGAGUUGAGGUAAGUUUUGUUCUGAUUGUUGUGCUCUAUAUGUGUAAUAUUUUUCUAAUCGAUAAGAAUUCAAUGUUAAGCUCACAUUUAAACAUCCACAGUAGGAUUAAGGAAUGACUUGAAAAGUUAAAUCUGAUUA
Uranotaenia lowii is the source of this 664-nucleotide messenger RNA. It is a transcript of the gene Irbp18, whose product is annotated as CCAAT/enhancer-binding protein homolog 2. The coding region runs from base 108 to 533 and encodes 141 amino acids. The record is from RefSeq and is a predicted model, not a curated record. Gene Ontology annotation, biological process: regulation of transcription by RNA polymerase II; DNA-templated transcription. Lineage: Eukaryota; Metazoa; Arthropoda; Insecta; Diptera; Culicidae. The transcript is spliced from 2 exons. Gene Ontology annotation, molecular function: DNA-binding transcription factor activity, RNA polymerase II-specific; RNA polymerase II cis-regulatory region sequence-specific DNA binding.